Molecule: messenger RNA, 1889 nt
Organism: Musa acuminata AAA Group (dessert banana)
Lineage: Eukaryota; Viridiplantae; Streptophyta; Magnoliopsida; Zingiberales; Musaceae
Product: receptor-like cytoplasmic kinase 176
Exons: 6
Coding region: 469-1713 (414 amino acids)
Biological process (GO): protein phosphorylation
Molecular function (GO): ATP binding; protein kinase activity
Source: RefSeq, a predicted model, not a curated record
GGGGACCGCCGCCCGCCAUUGAUGGCGCCCCCGAGCUUACUGUGAGAGGUCAACCUCCAUCGCCCACCACUAAAAGGAGAGCGAGGGGGAGGGCCAGGAAAAAACGGCACAAAAGGAGCCACCUGUAGCUCGCUUUCCCAGUUCUCCAUCUCCCUUCUCUCCUUCCGAUUCGGCACGAUUUGAUCUGCGGCUUUCGUUUAUUUUAUUUUGGUGAUCUACAACCAGAACUCCCGGAUUGGAGUUCGGUAGCUGGAGAUCUGUUUGGCGAGCUUCACCCGUUGUGGCUGUCGGCGGUCGCUUUCCCUUUCAUAUUUCCGUCGGCUUUCCGGGACGGAGAGUUUUCGGUUUGGUUUCGCUUUAAAUAGGCGACAUGGGGUUGUGCCCUUGACGAGUUUGCCUCCUCCGUCUUGAACCCUAGUUUUCGAGGUGGGUGCUUCGUGCUCGCUCUUGCGCUUUGGUAGAUCUCGGAUGGGGAAUUGUUGGGGAGCUAAGAUCAAGGCGGAGAGCCCCUCCCACAGCGCCUUCGCUUCAGGGACGAACUCUAAAUAUGGUAGCAGGGAAGGGAAGGCGUUUAGUAGUUCUAGCAGCAAGGUGUCUGUGCCUCCAACCCCUCGGAGCGAGGAUGAGAUUUUGCAGUCGUCAAACGUGAAAAGCUUCACCUUCAGUGAACUGAAAACUGCCACCAGGAACUUCCGGCCGGACAGUGUGUUGGGAGAGGGAGGCUUUGGUUCGGUGUUUAAGGGAUGGGUUGAUGAACACACCUUUGCACCUACCAAGCCCGGGACUGGUAUGGUUAUCGCUGUGAAGAAGCUCAACCAGGAUGGACACCAAGGUCAUAGGGAAUGGUUGGCGGAGGUUAAUUAUUUGGGUCAACUAUCCCAUCCUAAUCUUGUGAGGCUAAUUGGAUACUGCUUGGAGGAUGAACAACGGCUCCUUGUGUAUGAAUUCAUGCAACGUGGAAGCUUGGAGAACCAUCUUUUUCGAAGGAGUUCAACCGUUCAACCACUCUCUUGGAACAUCCGUAUGAGGGUUGCUCUAGGAGCUGCAAAAGGUCUUGCCUUUCUGCAUAGCGACAAGGCAAAAGUCAUAUAUCGUGAUUUUAAAGCCUCUAACGUGCUGCUGGAUUCAAACUACAAUGCAAAACUUUCGGAUUUUGGAUUGGCAAAAGAUGGUCCAACUGGUGAUAAGAGCCAUGUUUCUACGAGGGUCAUGGGGACGCAUGGAUAUGCUGCCCCUGAGUAUCUUGCAACAGGUCAUUUGACAACCAAGAGCGAUGUGUAUAGCUUUGGAGUUGUUCUACUGGAGCUGUUGUCUGGCCGCCGUGCUUUGGACAGGAACCGCCCCAUCGGAGAGCACAAUUUGGUAGAAUGGGCGAGGCCUUUUCUUGCAAGCAAACGGAAGAUUUUCCGUGUCUUGGAUACCCGGUUGGGAGCACAGUAUCCACUGGCCACAGCCCAGAAAGCUUCCUUCAUUGCGCUCCAGUGCCUGUCCACGGAAGCAAGGCACCGACCGGCCAUGGCUCAGGUGGUUUCUGCAUUAGAGGAGCUUCAAAAUGCUGAAGUUACCGACCAAAGCCAGCGGACAGGACAGAAUUCAAGCAGCCAAAGUGGUUACAGUAAUCCUCACAGGUCUCGACGGAGAAGUGCCGGAGAAAUUGGGAACCGAAAGGUUGCAUAUCCCAGGCCGUCGGCUUCCCCUCUCUACAUAGAUUGACUUAUAAAUGGGGAACACAAGAAGAGAAGUCGUGUGUUUAGUGGUGAACAUGUAUACAUCUAGUCUGUUGUUUUUGUACAGCUUUUCUUGUUACUUGUGUUUUUGGCACUGUCACAAGCACCCUUCUCCAUUAACAGACAGGGAUGAGAAUGUCCAUUGCUGAGUGCUUUCGAUCA